ACGCCGCAUAUCAGUUGGUUCGCAGCUUCGAGCGUAUCCGGACGCGUAUGAGCGACAUAAUUUUCCGUCGUGAAAGUGAACACACGGGCAAGAAGAGUGUAGUGCGCCUUAGGGACACCCCACUUCCGGUGAGCAGUGUGUCGGUUUUUUUUUUGAUUUCUUGAAAUCAGGGUUUGAAUUUUAUAGCUGGUGUGUGUUUCGAGUACGCGGAGAGUUUGUCUCCGAUUGUCCAUAAGCGGGGGUGCAGUGCUUUUGGUGAACGGGGUUAAGUGUUUUCAAAACAGAGCAUAAAUUGUGAGCAUUGUGUUGGAUUGGCAAGGAGAGUGUUGUGUGAAAAUAAACGGGCUAAAAUUAAGUUUAUUGAUUCCACCAGAAGAGACCGAAGUGUGGCUGUUGGCAUUGUGGAGAUCCUGGAAGCGAAUCUAGAACGGGUGGAAUUGAGCCAACGUUAUGGUUGUGUAGUGAAUUGAUCGAAAGGUAAAAAUAUUCCGGUCCAGCUGAAAAGCUACCCAGUGAGAGUUGCAGAAAGAACCGAGGAAAAUUCGUUCUCGGGAAAAAUUGUAUUAACAUCAACACGCUUUGUAGUUGUCUGAGUGUGGAAAACGUGUUUGCUUUUAUUUUUUACCGUGACAGUGUACGUGAGUUGGCUGACGGUGUAAGGAUCUACUCGGUGGGACGACGGACGGUGUGUUGCGACAGGUCCUGUCGGUUCGAGAAGGUGUGUCUGUGAGGACCGACCAGUCCCGUUACCUGGCCCACACAAGUGCACAAGUGCACGCUGUUGUCUGAGGGAAUUUCGUAAACGAUGUGAAUGAGGAUUGAACAGAAUUUAUUGAAAUAUACAGUAAACUGCAAGAGAUAUCAAUGCGUCUACCCAGCCGCACGCCCAUCAGCCUGCCCAGGCUACCACCGUCAGUAGCUGAAUCGCACAUCUAAAGAAUUCCGCCAACUGGCCCCCCCAAAAACCGUGCUUUCGCAAUCCCGCGCAACGGCUUCGCUCAGCCAAUCCGUAGGAAGGAUGAUCAAAUCCUACAAACUGUACCUGACGCUGCUGAUCAGUUCGGUGUUCAUAAUCCUGUGUCAAAAUCAGAUUUCGAUAGCAAAUUUCGUUAGCAGCUCUUCAGCAGCGCUAGCCGGAAGCAAUGGACCUGGCCAGCCUCCGGCGGAAGCGCAAGCCCUGAUCGGAGACGAUCUGGGUCCAGACGACGGCCAGGAGCAGCCAUCCAUCGUUGACAAGAUCCGUUCCAGGAGUCUCACCUUCAACGAUGUCCGACCGGGAGGUGGCACGAAAUCAACGGACCGGACUACCACAACCUUAGGAACUAGUAGCAGCAGCAGCAGCAGUAGUAGCAGUAGCACAGCAAGCACUUCAACGAGCACAACUACCAGUACGACGACGACGACGACAACGACUGCAGCCCCCGGGGAGAAUGAUAUCUCCGGAAAUCGUCAACAAUCAGCUAGAAGUAGUGAUAUUCCUUUAAAAUUCCCGGUGGACACCAAGGUGCUACCCCCACUGUACAUCAUCACACCGACAUAUCGCCGUCCGGAGCAGCUGGCGGAAAUCACCCGACUCGGCUACACCCUCAAGCACGUGCCGAACCUGUUCUGGCUGAUCGUAGAGGAUGCCGACAACCGGACCGAAACCGUAACGAGACUGCUGAAGCAAAUCAAUGUGCCAUUUAUCCAUUUAACAGCUCCAAUGCCAGCCAAAUAUCGCAAACUGAAGGUCAAGCCACGUGGCGUGUCCAAUCGAAACCGAGGCCUCCAGUGGAUCCGUGCCAACGCGACCGAAGGAGUCCUCUACUUCGCCGACGAUGACAAUACCUACAACUUACAGAUCUUCGAACAGAUACGCUUCAUUCGCAAGGUGGGUAUGUGGCCCGUUGGCCUGAUCUCCAAGUACGGCGUCAGCAGUCCGAUCGUGGUCAAUGGGUCGAUCACCGGGUUCUACGACGGGUGGAUCGGCGGUCGCAAGUAUCCAAUCGAUAUGGCCGGAUUUGCAGUGAGCGUCAAGUUCCUUCUGUCCCGACCCAAGGCGGAAAUGCCCUUCAAGGCCGGGUACGAAGAGGAUGGCUUCCUGAGAAGUUUGGAUCCGCUGGAUCUUAAGGAAAUCGAUCUGUUGGCAUCCAAUUGCACUGAGAUCCUGACGUGGCACACGCAGUCCAAGAAGAAUCCGUCAGCGCUUCCGUUGAAUUUGACGAAGUAUGGAUCUACCAAUUUGGUGAAACUUACGCGAACGCUAGUUUAGAACUAAGAACAGAGCCGUAGCAAACGCAAAUAAAAGACAAUUCAAAUUUCCGAACUGAAGAGCAAAUGGCGCAACGUUGAACGGUGGAAAAGCUAGAAAAAGGAAUAAACAUACAUUAUUCUGGGUGCUAUUUUGAAUUUUAAAGUAAAAAUUAACACAAAAGUUUAUUCACGAACAAAAUUUUCAAAUCAAUAAUUUUCAAAACUACAUUGACAAAGGUACUGAUUUGUUAUAGCGGAAAAAUUGAUGAACCAGGGGGUACUUAACAAAGAUUGAUAGGUGAAAAAAAAAGCGUUUGAAGAAUUUAUCGAGAUUGGUUUCAGGAAAUUUGGGAUUCCCCUAAACACGAAGUGUAGUAAACCAGUUGCGCACUGUAUUGUAAAAUAAAGUUAGCUAGGAUAUGAUACCAAAUAAUGAUUAAGAAGAUUGUUUUCUCUUGUCACAUUUUUCUUCCAACAGCAGAUAUUUGUGCGUGUGAAUUGUGCUCGAAAAGGUCACUAUCUGAUUGUGAAGCUCCACUUUUAGCUGUAUAUAUUUCCUAUGUUCCUUACAGAGAAUCGGUCGAAUUGAUAUUUGGGAAUUACUUUUUAUUCGACACAAUUGGCCCAUACAUUCUUAAAAUCUCAAACUAGAUAUUCUUAGAUAGUUUUAGCUACUCCAAUUUUUUGAUAGUUAAAAUCGUGUAAAUACAUUCAAAUCCAGAAGGUCGAAACUUCACUCAUAUCUCUAAUUCUUUCUUAUAUUUUAAUGUAGUGUAGCUAUUCAAAAAAAAAAACAAAGUUACAAAUAAGACAAGUGCGUCACAAGGCACACGACCCUUCAAAAUGGUCGUAAGAUAUCAUUAGGCUGUCGCACCCAGUGUGACUUUAAGAUUGAAAUCCAACCAAGGAUGGUCAAGUGCAAUCUCCAAACCUAUAUGCUCAUAUUUCUUAAAUAGAGAGUAAUGUUUGCAUCCAACAGUUGUGGAAGCAAUUCGAACCGAAAUCAACAAGUGUGAACCACGAGCUUUCCCCCCGAUUGGAAAUCAUGAUAAGUAAAACGAAAUCUACCAGAGCUGUUCUUUCCAGAAGCCGAAGAGACGAAAUGGAAAACUGUCGCCUUUGAUAUUUUAUAGGUUUACCCGUUCGCAUUGAUAAUAGUGCUAACCUUAGUAUAUUGUACACUGCGCAAGCAAACAAAAAUCCACAAGUUGAAUCUCUAGAGGACUUCGUUUCAGUUUUCGGUUAAAAAAGAGUAAACUAUUUCCUCGUUCGAUGCAGAUUUUAUUGAUUCUCUUAUUCUUCUUUGAUUGUGAUCCAACUCUGAAAAAAAAAAAUCAUCAUUAAAACGUAAGCUAUACUAAUAAAUGAUAUUGGAAAAAUUGA
Messenger RNA from Ochlerotatus camptorhynchus, 3615 nucleotides. It is a transcript of the gene GlcAT-P, whose product is annotated as Glucuronyltransferase P. Gene Ontology annotation, cellular component: Golgi membrane. Lineage: Eukaryota; Metazoa; Arthropoda; Insecta; Diptera; Culicidae. The record is from RefSeq and is a predicted model, not a curated record. Bases 1019 to 2251 code for a protein of 410 amino acids. Gene Ontology annotation, biological process: chondroitin sulfate proteoglycan biosynthetic process; carbohydrate metabolic process. The transcript has 7 exons. Gene Ontology annotation, molecular function: galactosylgalactosylxylosylprotein 3-beta-glucuronosyltransferase activity.